Molecule: messenger RNA, 2697 nt
Organism: Humulus lupulus (European hop)
Lineage: Eukaryota; Viridiplantae; Streptophyta; Magnoliopsida; Rosales; Cannabaceae
Product: G-type lectin S-receptor-like serine/threonine-protein kinase At4g27290
Exons: 7
Coding region: 50-2506 (818 amino acids)
Biological process (GO): protein phosphorylation; recognition of pollen
Molecular function (GO): ATP binding; protein serine/threonine kinase activity
Source: RefSeq, a predicted model, not a curated record
AAACCAUUAAUAAAAUACAAACCAAACAUUACAUUAGCACAAAUAAUUAAUGGCUAUUCAUACUUUUAAGCUUGUCAUUUUACUUUCGUUGGUAGUCGAUAGCAUUAGUUCCUUCCAAUCCAUUAGCGAGAACAGAAGUUUGGUUUCUAAAGAAGGAAGCUUUGAGCUUGGCUUCUUCAGCCCAGGGAGUUCAAAGAAUCGUUAUUUGGGAAUUUGGUACAAGAAUAUCCCAAUUCAAACUGUCGUUUGGGUUGCAAAUCGAUGUAGCCCAAUCAAUGAUUCGUCUGGCUUGUUGAGGAUAGAUAAUACGACAGGCAAUCUUGAGCUUCUGUAUCAAAACAAGAGUGUCGUAUGGUCAGCGAUCUUAUCGAAACGAGCGAAGAAACCCAAGGUUGAACUACUAGAUUCUGGUAAUCUUGUCAUAACAGAGGAAGAAGAUUUAAACCAAGAAAACUAUUUGUGGCAGAGCUUUGAUUAUCCCUCGGAUACGUUGCUAUCCGGGAUGAAACUUGGAUGGGACUUGAGGAGCGGUCUAAACCGGCGUUUAUCAGCAUGGAAGAGCUGGGAUGAUCCUUGUUCGUCGAAUUUCACUUGGGGAAUUGAAUUUGAUGAACAACUUCAUUCAUUACCCCAAGCAAUUAUAAGAAAAGGGUCUGUGGAAUUUUUUCGAAGUGGGCCAUGGAAUGGCCUGAGCUUGGGUGCUCUUGAGUCAACUCCUGAUAUGAAGCGGCUCUCGAAUUUCGAAUUUGUUUACAAUGAAAAUGAAGUUUAUUACACUUACAAUCUCAAGAACAAGUCGUUGAUCUUAAUAAUGGUCUUGAAUUUGACGACGAACAGUCGUAGGGGAUGGACAUGGAUUGAAAGCAAGAAAAUCUGGAAUCCUUAUUUUACAUCUCCGACGGAUUUGUGUGAUAACUACGGCCAUUGUGGAGCUAAUGCAAACUGUAACAUGUCUAACAGUCCAAUCUGCCAAUGCCUAUCUGGGUUUAAGCCCAAGUCUCCAGAAGAAUGGGAUUCAAUGGAUUGGUCUCAAGGAUGUGUCCGAGAGAAUCCUUCGAGCUGCCAAAUGGAUAAACCAAAAGGCGAAUUUGUGAAAAUUUCAAGCUUAAAAUUGCCAGAUGCAAAGCAUUCUUGUGGGAACCGGAGUAUGAAUCUAAACGAGUGCAAGGCCAAGUGUUUGAGCAACUGUUCUUGCAUGGCUUAUUCAAACUCUGAUAUUAGAGGACAAGACAGUGGUUGUGCCCUAUGGUUUGGUGAUCUCUUAGAUAUUAGAGUAUACAACUCUGGUGGACAAGAUUUAUAUAUUCGUAUGUUAGAUUCAGAGCCAGGAAAAUUUAAUAAUAAGGUGAGAACAGCUGUGAUAGUUGUGGCUGUAGUUGGAAGUGUUUCAGGGAUGAUAUUACUUGGAUUUUUCCUUCACAGAAGGAGAGGCUUAAAAGCAGAGAGAAGUGAAAAGAUGUAUCAGAAUGGAGGUGAAGAGGAAGAUUUUGAGCUUCCCUUGUUCACCUUUUCAACAUUAGCUACAGUAACUGAUAACUUUUCAGAAAAGAAUAUGCUUGGAGAAGGUGGUUUUGGACCUGUAUUCAGAGGCAAGUUAAAAGAUGGACUAGAAAUCGCAAUUAAAAGGCUAUCAAUGAGUUCAGGACAAGGAGUGAAUGAGUUCAGAAAUGAAGUGAAGUUAAUUGCCAAACUUCAACAUCGGAAUCUUGUAAAGCUUCUUGGUUAUUGCAUUGAUGGAGAAGAGAAAUUGCUUGUUUAUGAAUAUUUGCCCAACAAAAGUCUUGAUUCUUUCAUUUUUGAUCAAACACUAAGUAGACUAUUAGAAUGGCCAAAGCGUUUCCAAAUUAUUUGCGGAAUUUCUCGAGGACUUCUCUAUCUCCAUGAAGAUUCUAGAAUGAGAAUUGUACAUAGAGAUCUUAAAGCUAGUAAUGUACUACUUGAUCAUGAGAUGAAUCCAAAAAUUUCGGACUUUGGCAUUGCUAAGACUUUUGGAGGAGAUCAAACAGAGGGGAACACAAAGAGAGUAGUAGGAACUUACGGUUAUAUGGCGCCUGAAUAUGCUUUUGCUGGCUUAUUCUCAACCAAGUCCGACGUCUUUAGCUUCGGUAUAGUGGUAUUGGAGAUUAUAAGUGGAAUGAAAAGUAGAAACUUUCAACAAGAAAAUGGUGUUAACUCUCUUAUUGGACAUGCAUGGACAUUGCUGAAGGAAGGAAGGUCAAUGGAACUAAUCAAUGAGUGGUUAAGAGAUUCAUACGACAAUUUGCAGCAAGUGUUGCAUUGCAUCCAUGUUGGUCUCUUAUGUGUUCAACAGAGUCCGAUGGAUAGGCCUACCAUGUCAACUGUCAUAUUUAUGUUAGGAAGGGAGAAUGAAGUGUUGCCUCAACCAAAACCACCAGGCUAUUAUUUCAUGGUGGAAACUUAUUCACAAGAACCAAAUCAUUCUUUCAAUAUUCUCCACACAUAUACUUCAACAAAUAGUAUGACCCUCACAUUUGGAGGUCGAUAGGGCCAUUAAGGUUAGAGCAUCAUAAAUCCCCUUUUCUUUUCUUUUCUUUCUUUUUUUGACUUGUAGAUUUAGGAUGAAGAGAAGAAUGGGCCUACUCAUCAUUCUUAUGUAUGGCUUUCAAAUUGACAGCAAAAAAAAAAAAACUAUAUAUAUAAGGAGCGACUACCAUGCAUCCUCUUUUUUUACAACAA